This is a messenger RNA of Neospora caninum, 414 nucleotides long. RefSeq names its product putative myosin light chain TgMLC1. The record is from RefSeq and is a predicted model, not a curated record. The coding region runs from base 1 to 414 and encodes 137 amino acids. The transcript is spliced from 2 exons. Gene Ontology annotation, molecular function: calcium ion binding. Lineage: Eukaryota; Apicomplexa; Conoidasida; Eucoccidiorida; Sarcocystidae.
AUGUCGAGUGACGCUGAUAUUCAGGUGGCCUUUCAGGAUUGUGCGGACGGAUCGAAACUCCCUGCGGCGAAGUUGGGCGUGGCGGCGCGGCUCGCGGGCGCGUCACCCUCAAACGGCGAGGUCGCGGAGGCCGCCGGCAAGAUGUCUGGAGGAGUUGAUUUGGCAGCGUUUAAAACCUUUUGCAACAACACACAACACAAAGACGACGAUCUCAACGACCUUAAGGAGCUCUUCAAAGCGGCAGACAUCGGAGGCUCGGGAAAGAUCGGGAAAACUGCGAUGAAGAAUAUGGUCCAGGGCUACGGCGAGCCUCUCAGUGACGCCGAAUUUGAGGCGGCAGUCAAGGACUUUUUGCGUGACAAUGGCGAAAAUGUUGAUUACGCAACCAUGCUCGCGACGAUACUCCAAUCCUAA